AGUCACAAUCCUGAAGAGACAGCCAUUUACGUUCAGUCUGCUGGGCUCACAAACAAUCCAGCUGCACAUUUCUACUCACUCUGUCCCUCUCCUGUGCGUUCCUCCAGCAGUUUGAAACAAGACUACGAGGGGGAGGCAGCUUCCAGCACAGAGAAGUAACCACACAAGAGGACAGCUCAAGAAAAACUUCAACACGCAGCUAUGAAGGACAAAGUGAGGAAAGGAGGAGGAAGAAAUCAGGCCAAGAAUGAUCCAAUCAGCCUGACUGGAAGAAAAGAUGCCGUUGGCAUUAAGCAAGAUGAGGACACAUCGUUCCCUGUGAAGAUCCAGGGAGCAGGAGUAGAGUCAUUUGAGCUGCAGGUCCAUAGAUUUUGGCUUGUUCAAGACGCAGUAAUGACUUUGCUGUCGAAGGAUGAGGUGUGUCCACGCUCCAACCUAUCACUGGCACUUGCCGGUACAACUCUGGACCCCCUUGCAGAACUGCAAAGCCUCAAGGGGCUUAAACCAGGAGCAAUCCUCCGCCUGGUUGAAGAGCCCUAUACUGCCCACUCUGCCAGGCUCCAUCUGGCUCGUGUCCUAGAGCUACUGAGAGCAUUUGGACCUCAGGAUGCACUGAGAGAAGGACGCUCACCAAGCAUUCUGGAGACACUCACACAAACACAAAAAGCAGACUCUGGCUUACUCAGUGGAAAGAACCUUAAACGCUCCUUAAGCAACACAAAAACAGAAUCGGCCAACCAGGAUGGAGCUCCUCCUGAGUACCUCCUCCCUGGUUCCUCAGAGAGACCGCUGAUGGCCUUGCUACCACAAAGCUCCCAGCCGGAGGUCCCCAGCUACCUGAGGGACUUGUCUCUCAGCUGUUGGAACCCACCUCCAGGACACAGGAAGCUGCAGGGAGACUUCCUGUACAUCACCAUGGUGACAAUGGAGGGACGACGGUGUGAUAUCACAUCUUGUCCAAAAGGUUUCUUUCUCAAUAGAUCUACAGAGGAAGUGUUUGAUCCUCGUCCUGCACAGUCUUCCCCAGUUUGCCACUGUUUCACUGACCUACUCUGUCACAUUAGCCCUGCCUUCAAACAGACAUUCACUACUCUCAAAAACAGGCAUCAGUUACCUCCAGUUGAGGUCAUGGCCACUCCUUACCACACCCAGAGCUGGCUGGGGCCUCCAUGUACCUCCCGCAUUCACAAAAACACCUUCAGCAGGCUGGGAGUGGAUGAGCAGCCAGCAACACGGGCUCCAGACUGGAAUGAGGAGUUGCAAGCAGCCAGAGAUCUUCCACAAAGAAGUCUGGAGGAGAGGUUGCAUAGAGACAGAGCUCUGCUCCAGGUAAACAGUGCAUUUGUGAAGGCUGUGACGCAGGGGGCGGAGACUGUGAUCGAUGGCUUUGUGGAGCCAGUCAAUGGAAACCUUGAGGACCCAGCUUUUCUGUGGGGUGGCCUGUUUAUGAGCCAGUGUGCAUCAAGUGCAGUGUUUGGUGGGGACAGGGGCCGCAGGGCGGUUCAGAGACUAGAACUUAAAGGAGUGCAGGCCUACAGUGACCUAGAGGCGCUACAGGGGCUGCACACUCUCCCUACAGCCAUUGUAGACUACAGAGGAGUGCGCUUGUCAGCACAAGGACUGGCUCCUGGUUUAGAAGGCUCAGAGCAGGACCAGGAAACUCCCUCUGCCCCAAGAGGUCUGCUCUAUGGGGUAAAUGCAGGACCCCAGGAAUCCCCCCAACGCAGACAGCUACUGGAGCUCUUAGCUCACAGUGCCAAAGCUCUUUCUCUCCAGAGACACGUUGUUGUGGGAACCAACACUUUCAAGACACCACUGUUCACAUCAGUGGACGCUAAGGGACUGUUGGGAGCUGAUGGAAGGUUCUACAUACUGGAUGUGUUUAGGAGCUUCCCAUCUGAUGCCAACUUCUGUCCUGAAGAAAGCAGUGAAGAAGAUGAGGGAAAGAAGGGCUGUGUAAAAGAAGGUUGGCCGGAGAAUUAUCACACAGACUCUGGGCUUCCACAGAGUUUUCCUCACAGCCUCUGUAGACUGAGGCCAGAGAUGGUGCAGGCCUUCAUCCAGCACAAACAUACCCAGUUCACACAGCAUGUCAGGGAGACACUGGAUGAGAAUGGAGGCUUUGAAGAAUGUGCAACAGCUAGUGACUCUCGGGCCACUAGUGCAGUCCGAGCUGCUUGUAAAGAGGUGGGCUCUUUGAGUGACAUCAUCUUUGAGAUGCGAUUAAAUCCAAACAUCUUUUCCUCAGGAGUGUCAUUCCCUGAUAGUGAAAGUGCGUCAAUAAAGCUGCAGGAGAGGUUACUGAGGGAAGCUGCAGCUUGCAUCAUCACACAUCAGAUACCAGCCUUUGUGGAGUAUUGCUUACAGAGCAAUGAGGCACCAAUGGAUGGAGCUUCUCUAAAACUGGCACUACACCAGAGAGGCAUCAACCUCCGGUAUCUGGGUCAUGUGAUCAAGACCAUCAAUCAGUCAGAGCACAAGGAGCGUCUGAGGCAUAUAACGAGAUUGGUCAUAAGUGAAAUGUUCAUGCGUUCAACAAGGAGAGUAUUCAACAGUUUCCUCCAGGGUGUGGACGUGCCUAGUCUCUCUGCAGCUGUCAGUCAUUUCCUCUGCUGCCUAUUGGUUCCCCACUUCACACCUACUCCUGCAGGAGAAGAGAGUAAAAAGAAGUCAAGGCGGCGUGGCCGAGGGGCUGGGACCUCUGAAGGCACACCCUGGAGCACUCUUACAGGGCCUGAGCUGUGGAACCUGGUCUGCCAGGAUGCUGUUGAAACAUAUAACAUCUCUGACUGCCUUGGCUCUGGCCCAAACCACCUAGUUGAGCACUACAGGCUCCAAAAAGUCUCCUUGCUCAGAGAGUUCUGUUUAAAGACUGGAGUACAGUUGAGGCUGAGAGACUAUUUCUUCGACAACCAAAGCAAAGCUCCCAUUGGUCCUGACGAUGUCCUCAACAUCUUCCCUGUUGUCAAGCACAUUAACAUGUCAACUGUGGAUGCUUCCAAAGCAUAUCGUGCUGCAUGUAGCUCCAUUGAGAAAGGCCUGUUGGAUCAGGCUCAUGAGCGCCUGAAAGAAGCAGCCUACCUGUUUGGUAGGGUGUGUGAUGACCUUCACCCUGAGGCCAGUUAUUGUCACAGCCUAUUGGCCAAGGUGGCCUACCUGCAGGGGAAAGCAGCUGAGGCCCGCAGUGUCCAACUGAAAGCAGUGGUCAUCAGUGAGAGGGUGCUUGGCUUUGACCAUCCCAACACAAUCCAGCAAUAUGCCCUCUUGGCUGUGUAUGUAUAUGCUGGAGGGGAGACCACUCUGGCCCAGAAGUGUCUCCUCAGGGCUCGCCUGCUAAUGCUAACUGUCCAUGGAGAAGACCAUCCCUACAUUGCAACACUGGAUAGCUGUCUUGGUUUGAUGUUGACAGGAGACCAAGCAGGACUGUUUCUAAAGAAUGCACUCAAACUCAACACUUCCUUCUUUGGCCCCACAGAUCUGUGUACUGCUCUCAAUCAGCAUCUGUUGGCCCAGUGGAUGUGCAGCCAGGGGGAUUACAGAAGUGCUAUGAGCCAUGAGAAAGAGGCCCUCACGUCUUUUACCUCCCUGUUUGGCGAGGAUCACGCCCAGACGCGCUGCAGUGCAGAGUUUCUGUGCACAAUCACCAAGCAGGCGGUGAAGGUGGAACGCUCUCUCAGACAGGCUGGAGCUGACAGUACGGAGCAAACAGUGGAGUGUAUAACCCCCACAACUGAAACCAUUGUGGAGCAGAUGGUUCUGGUCACAGGGAUCAGGAAGCUGGGACACAGUGACAGGCUCCAGGAGUAUAAGCAGAAACACCUGGAACUAAAGGCAGCAGUGAGAAAAGAACUGGAAAAGCAAAUGAACGGAGAAGAGAAAAGCGCAAAUCAAGAAACAGGAUGCGGGAAGGAAGUCAAGGACGGAGGAAGCCCAGCAGUGGAAGAGACCUCGGUUGAGAGUGCUACUGUAGUUUCAGCUAAUGGCCAUGUGGUGGAGCCAGCUGAGCAUGAGAAGAAAACAGAAGGAGAUGGAGGUGACAGUGAGCACAGUGACAGAGCAGCUCAGGUUGAGAUAGUGAAUGGUGAGACAGAGAAGGCUGAAGCAGAGGAAAGUGAGACCAGUGGACCAAAUGGAGUAGAGAGCAGCGCAGCCAAUGGGGAGAUGAAGUCUGAUGCAACAGAUGAUGAGAUGAAGUCAGGGUCAGAUGAGGUUAAUGAUGCAGUAAAUGAAGCCUUGGACAGCCCUGCUAGCCCAUCAGUUCUUAAGAGUAAAGCAAGCUGGGCAGAUGUUGUUGUCUCAAAAGCUGUUGUAGCCAAUGGAACAGGAGACGAAGUCACAGCAGUUAAUGGAGUUGCAGAUGUCACUGCCAAUGGAUCAGCUGAACAGUGAGAAUAUGUCAAACAGGAAAACUGUGCUGUAGUGAUGUUUUCUUAAGCCACUGCUGUAAGUAAAAAAAACCUCUCCCAGGAUGCUAGAUGUUAUUUGAUCCAAUGAACAUGAAGCAGAGAACAAGAAAACAGAGUAGGAUGAUCAGUAUUACUAGUAUUACUGGUAUUACUUUGUGUUGAUGCUGGGAGAGGGCUGUACUGUUGAGUGCUACUUUUUCAACAAUAAACUUUUUA
Messenger RNA from Scomber japonicus (chub mackerel), 4622 nucleotides. Its product is annotated as clustered mitochondria protein homolog. Gene Ontology annotation, cellular component: cytoplasm. The transcript has 28 exons. Gene Ontology annotation, biological process: intracellular distribution of mitochondria. Gene Ontology annotation, molecular function: protein binding; mRNA binding. Bases 202 to 4389 code for a protein of 1395 amino acids. The record is from RefSeq and is a predicted model, not a curated record. Lineage: Eukaryota; Metazoa; Chordata; Actinopteri; Scombriformes; Scombridae.